UUGUAUACUUGUGUAAUGAAACAUUUAAAAAUCUUUCUAAUAUCUGCGAUUAUUUAAAAUUGCUAUUUCUCAUAUUACAAUGAGGAAAGUUGGCAGUAAAAGUUUACAGUAAUCCACGCGUAUUUUACUUGCCGAAAAAGCAUAAAAUAAGGACUCGACUACUAAAGUAUCCUGUAUCUGAAAAUCUAUAGGCAUAGAGUUAUAUUCAAGUGUUAUAUAUAAGAAAUGGCAGAAGCACAUGCUUCAAGUGAGGAGAAGAGUGUCGUCGUUUCUCCUGUUAAUUCCAUAGAAGUUGCUGAAGCAAUUUAUGGCGUGACGCAAAAUGAAAAUAUGUUUAAGGAACUUGUAAACGUGAAGAACUGUAAUCAACUUCACGUUGGGUCAAAAAUUGAAUUUCAUUUGUCAGAAUCGAAAGCAAGUUCCUCAAAGAAAGAAGACAAAGAAAGAGAUGCAAUGUUGAAUAGUUGUUGCCAGAUGCUGAAAAACAAAUACAAGACUUACUUUUCUUACAUGAGAUCCUUUUUGUGGGAGGGCAAAAAAAAAGUUUUCCAUUAAAAGAUUAUUUCGUAGAAUUGACUGUAGAGAAGGCAGAUUUAUUUGGAAAAAAUAGCGGAGAGAAAAUAAGCCUGAAUGAGAUGUUUUCCAUUCAAGAAGGCGGACACCAAACUAUUUUAGUUACGGGGGAUCCCGGUUAUGGCAAAUCUACUUUGUGCAAGAAAAUUGUGUACGAUUGGGCAACCACUGAUUACCUCAAACACUUUGAUUUAACUUUUAUUGUAAUUUUACGAGAAUUAGGCGAUAAAAGUGUAAAGGAUGCAUUACUCGAUAAUAUGCACGAAUACUUGUCAAUUAAUAAAGAUUGGAAAUUUCAAGACAGACAAUUAGAUUAGGUUAGAUUAGGUUAGAUUACAUUAGAUUGGGUUAGAUGAAAUUGUAGAAAAGUCAAAAAUUCUGAAAUUUAUAAGAGAAGAAUCGUUUCAUAUUACUUAUCAAAUGACUAUUGUGGUUACGAGUCGACCUCAAGCCGCUGAAGAUAUUAGGGAAGACAUGAACAUGCGACUUUCGUUAGAGGGAUUUUCUCCAGAAUAUCAAAAAAAUACAUUCGAAUAAUGUUUAAAGAACACAAAAGUAAAGCCAAGGAACUCUAUUGUGCACUGAAAGAAAUCGGAUUUUACAAAAAAAUAUCAGAAUGUCCACUGAUGCUGCAUAUGUUGUGUUGCCUUCAUCAGAAUGGAGAAAUAGAAGAACUUGAAACGAUGACUGAUUUAUACAUCAGAAUAUUUACUCUUAUAUCAGAACGUUAUGUUAGAAAAACAAAUUAGCAGAGAA
Messenger RNA from Centruroides sculpturatus (bark scorpion), 1329 nucleotides. RefSeq lists its product as uncharacterized. The transcript is spliced from 6 exons. NCBI's taxonomy places the organism in Eukaryota, Metazoa, Arthropoda, Arachnida, Scorpiones, Buthidae. The record is from RefSeq and is a predicted model, not a curated record. The coding region runs from base 226 to 555 and encodes 109 amino acids.